Messenger RNA from Thermothielavioides terrestris NRRL 8126, 1623 nucleotides. RefSeq lists its product as uncharacterized. The record is from RefSeq and is a predicted model, not a curated record. The transcript is spliced from 3 exons. Lineage: Eukaryota; Fungi; Ascomycota; Sordariomycetes; Sordariales; Chaetomiaceae. Bases 1 to 1623 code for a protein of 540 amino acids.
AUGGUGUCGUUCAAGCAACUCGUGGCCGCGGGCUUCGUCUCCAACGCCGCAGCUACGUCCGUCAGACGAGGCACCACGCCGGUGGCGUCCAUCUCGUGCAAUGGGAAGGCCUACGCAUACAACGGCAUGGCCGGGUUCGGGUCCGUGGCCUCGGACGCUCGAGACCAGUACGGCGACACCAUCAGCAUCGGGUCGUCGGUGUCCAUCAAGGACUGGAAGAAGACCGGUAACCGCUACACGGGCACUUUCUACGGCCUUCCGGACCGCGGGUGGAAUACCAAUGGAACACAGAACACCGUUCCUCGGGUGCACGUCUUCGACAUCACCUUCACGCCUGCCCCUGGAGCGACUGCUGCCAAACCGUCCGGCCCGAACCUGCAGUUCCAGUACAAGCGCAGCAUCCUCCUGUCAGGCCCGGAUGGCCAGCCCAUGACCGGCCUGGACGCCGAUGCCACGGGCGGCCUGACCUACCCGGGAUUCCCCACGAUGCCCGCUGCCACGUACCCGGGCGACGGGUUCGGCGGUCCUGGUCCCGGCGGUAAGCGCAUCUCACUGGAUGCCGAAGGGCUGGUUGUACUCGACGACGGCUCGUUCUUCAUCAGCGACGAGUACGGGCCGUUCGUCUACAAGUUCGACAACAAGGGCCAGAUGGUGGCCGCCAUCCAGCCGCCCGACGCGCUGCUGCCCAUCCGGAACGGCAAGGUGAGCUUCAGCUCCGACACGGCGCCCAUCUACAACAGCAGCCAGGUGCCCGACCCCGAGGACCCCGUCCACGGCCGCCAGAACAACCAGGGCUUCGAGGGCCUCACCAUGAGCCCUGACGGCAAGAGCCUCUGGGUCAUGCUGCAGUCGGCGGCCGAGCAGGAGGGCGGCGCAUCGUCGUCUAAGAGCCGCAACACGCGGUUCCUCAAGUACGCGCUCCAGCAGAAAAAGAGCGGUAAGCAGGACAGCGACGGCGACAUCGAGGUGACGUACGAGGCCGAGUACGUCGUGCAGCUGCCGACCUACGUCAACGGGAAGGGCAAGACACGCGUCGCGGCGCAGUCCGAGAUCCACUACGUCUCGGACACCCAGUUCUUGGUCCUGCCGCGCGACUCGAGCGCCGGCCGCGGCCAGGACGAUCCGCUGUCCCGGUACCGCCACGUCGACGUCGUGGACAUCUCGGGCGCGACCAACAUCAAGGGCGCCAAGUUUGACGACAUCCGCAACGGAAACAUUACUACCGGCGGCAUUGACGAUCCCUCGGACACUCUUGUUGCUGGUAUCACCCCAGCGGAGCUGUGCCCUUUCCUCGACUACAACAUCAACUCGGAGCUCAACAAGUUCACGGCUGCCAACGGCGACGCGAUUCACAACGGCGAGCCAGUCAACCUGGGCCUGCUCAACGAGAAGUGGGAGUCUCUUGCUCUCGUGCCGGUCAACCCCGGCGGCGGCAGCUGCGGUGACAAGGACGAGUAUUACCUCUUCACGGUGUCGGAUAAUGACUUCAUCACCAACAACGGGUACGCCAACUUUGGCAAAUUUCACUACGUCGACACCUCAGCGACCGUCCCGUUCCUCGAUAGCCAGGCGUUGGUCUUCAAGAUCACUCUGCCGAAGGGGAGCAAGCCGCUGGUUGCGUAA